AUGCCUCUUCGUACAAGCGCAUAUGACUUCCCUGAAGCUACGUCCGUCAAAAAGCCGCGUCCUCCUCGCAAAUCUACAGGUCGCAGGAACGUUUUCGAGCGCCUAACUGACACUGCAUACUACACGGGUUCACAUCGGGAAAGGUUCGACGAGUUCGGGAACGGGAGAGGAAUCGCUGGUCGAGAGUAUAUAUAUGCCUUCGACGGCCUGACCGAAUCUCCGAGCAGAUCCCAUGAAGUAUAUUCAUCCGUCAUAAAACGAUCGCGGAAGCCAGUUGUCACUCCCGGAACACUAGGAGUUCAGAGGUUUGGAGUUCAGAUACCAGCUCCUCGGAUGAUGUGGCUGUACCGGAACGGCGACAAGCACGAUGACGGUACCCCUUUUUUCGUCCGCCCGUACAUCAAAACCAUGGAGGCACUCUACCAACAGAUAACAAAGGAAAUCACCCCGAUUGCGGGACCAGUCAGAAGACUGUUCGAUCAGAACUUUCGGGUCGUUACUGACCUUGAGGACAUCGUCGACGGUGCCAAAUACUUAUGCACCUCUGGCGAACCUCCUGCCCCGUAUGACCGGCUGGAGAAGUUCUUGAGCGAAUGGGUUGUCCAGAAAUCGCAAACGAAGGUGCCAAGUCAGUUUUUUGUGGUAUAG
This is a messenger RNA of Besnoitia besnoiti, 648 nucleotides long. RefSeq lists its product as uncharacterized. Lineage: Eukaryota; Apicomplexa; Conoidasida; Eucoccidiorida; Sarcocystidae. The transcript is spliced from 5 exons. The record is from RefSeq and is a predicted model, not a curated record. Gene Ontology annotation, molecular function: tubulin binding. The coding region runs from base 1 to 648 and encodes 215 amino acids. Gene Ontology annotation, biological process: intracellular signal transduction; microtubule polymerization.